Molecule: messenger RNA, 228 nt
Organism: Colletotrichum destructivum
Lineage: Eukaryota; Fungi; Ascomycota; Sordariomycetes; Glomerellales; Glomerellaceae
Exons: 1
Coding region: 1-228 (75 amino acids)
Source: RefSeq, a predicted model, not a curated record
AUGGUGUCGGGACUGAAUACUGAAGAGGGCUUGGCCGGGGGCGAUUCUACGUUCUCAUGCCACAUGAUCACCACAGCGAAAACUCACGGGGCCGGACUAGGAUGGCUCAGAGACGACAACAAGAGAAACAGCAAGUCCAGGUUCCAACACAGGAUUCCCAAGUUCCUCAUGCCCGGUUUUGUUAUGCAAUGCGGCCUUGUCCGACAGCGUCGCCAUCAAGGCAACUGA